GGGUUCCCGGGAGCUGGGGACGGGAAUAGAACCCGAGGUCCCAGGGAGCUGGAGGUCAUGGGACCCCGGGGGGCAGGGUCGGGCUUCUUUGCAGCUUGCAAUUCCGUGUCCCUAGGGUGCCAGGCUCUGACCCCUGAUUCCCGGACACCCCAUGUCUGUACCACUGGGCACUGUCCCCUGGUUCCACGUUAUCUGUGCCACUGGUGUCCAGAUAGGUGGAAUCCAAAGGAGUGAGGGGAACGGAGACUGGGGUUCUAAAGAGACAGAUAGUAGGGUCUCUGGGAUGGCACGAUCUCACAAACGAAGAUAUCUGGAGGCAUGAGGAAUUAGGAGAACAGAGUUGGGGUUCUCAGCACCCCAAUAUGUGGUAUCACAAGGAUCUAGGACACAAACCAGAGCUCCAGGGACCCAGAUACCAGGGGUCCUGAGGAGCUAGGGGCACAGAGACCUGGGGUUCUAGGUACCCUGUUACCUGGGGUCACAAGGUCAGGUGGCCCUGAGGGGCUUGGGGACUGAGGAUUCUAGGGAUGGGGUAGGGCUGGGUAAUUCCAGGACUCAGGGAUUUGGAGCCUGGAUGAGCGCUCCAGGGCUCUCUGGACCGAAGGCCUCAGGGCCCCAAGGCCUGGUACUGCAGAUUCAGGGCCGGGAACACGGAGCUAAGUAAGGAUCAUCGGACCAUGGAGAGGGACACCCACUAUUCUCCCCAUCCCAUCUUCAUCCCUGAUCUCAGGGAAGGGGCAUCCCCUACCACAGCUGUGGCCACCUCCCUGUCCCCAGUGGACCCCCAGAGCUACAGAGAGCCCCUCUCUAGUGCCCCAGAUCUUUACCUAAUUUCUGUGCCUUCACCCGUCCGCACAGCAGUUGGAGAGCCUCAAGCUGUGCAUCAGGAGGCCUGCCACGGCCUCCCGGCUUUUCCUAUUCCCUGAGUGAGAGCCCAGGCCUCAGUUUUCCCCAUCUGUGUGAUGGGUGCAUAUGGAUUUGCCUGCUGCCAUGGCCCCUUCCAACAGUUUGAUCUGAACAGGAGCUUUACUUCCCCUAUACCCCACUCCAACCAUGGGCUCCCCGUUUCCUCUGCUGAACCUGCCUACACCUCUGUACCCCAUGAUGUACUCCAUGGAACACCCCCUGUCAGCGGACAUCGCCAUGGCCACCCAUGCAGAUGAGGACGGAGACACGCCCCUCCAUAUUGCUGUGGUGCAGGGUAACCUGCCAGCUGUGCAUCAGCUUGUCAACCUCUUCCAGCAUGGGGGCCGGGACCUGGACAUCUACAACAACCUCCGCCAGACACCGCUCCACCUGGCUGUGAUCACCACGUUGCCGUCGGUGGUCCGGCUGCUGGUGAUGGCUGGUGCCAGUCCCAUGGCGCUGGACCGCCAUGGCCAGACGGCCGCCCACCUGGCCUGCGAGCACCGCAGCCCGACCUGCCUGCGGGCCCUGCUGGACAGCGCGACCCCGGGCACGGUAGACCUGGAGGCCCGCAAUUACGACGGGCUCACCGCCCUGCACUUGGCCGUGAACACGGAGUGCCAAGAAACAGUGCUGCUCCUGCUGGAGCGCGGCGCGGACGUGGACGCGGUGGACAUUAAGAGCGGACGCUCCCCGCUCAUCCACGCGGUGGAGAACAACAGCCUCGGCAUGGUGCAGCUGCUGCUGCAGCACGGCGCCAACGUGAACGCGCAGAUGUACUCGGGCAGCUCCGCGCUGCACUCGGCGUCGGGCCGCGGGCUGCUCCCGCUCGUGCGCACGCUGGUCCGCAGCGGCGCCGACAGCGGCCUCAAGAACUGCCACAACGACACGCCGCUCAUGGUGGCGCGCAGCCGCCGGGUCAUCGACAUUCUGAGGGGGAAGGCCACUCGCCCUGCGUCCACAUCCCAGCCAGACCCCUCCCCCGACCGCAGUGGCACCACCUCCCCAGAGAGCAACAGCCGCCUCAGCUCCAAUGGUCUCCUUUCUGCGUCACCAUCCUCUUCACCCUCCCAAUCUCCCCCCAAGGAUCCUCCUGGAUUCCCCAUGGCUCCCCCCAAUUACUUCCUUCCUCCCCCAUCUCCACCUGCCUUCCUGCCCUUUGCUGGGGUCCUCCGAGGCCCUGGCCGGCCAGUGCCCCCCUCCCCAGCUCCAGGAGGCAGCUGA
This is a messenger RNA of Microcebus murinus (gray mouse lemur), 2130 nucleotides long. NCBI's taxonomy places the organism in Eukaryota, Metazoa, Chordata, Mammalia, Primates, Cheirogaleidae. The record is from RefSeq and is a predicted model, not a curated record.